Messenger RNA from Gordionus sp. m RMFG-2023, 1861 nucleotides. RefSeq names its product tryptophan--tRNA ligase, cytoplasmic-like. The transcript is spliced from 8 exons. Gene Ontology annotation, molecular function: ATP binding; tryptophan-tRNA ligase activity. Gene Ontology annotation, biological process: tryptophanyl-tRNA aminoacylation. NCBI's taxonomy places the organism in Eukaryota, Metazoa, Nematomorpha, Gordioida, Chordodea, Parachordodidae. Gene Ontology annotation, cellular component: cytoplasm. The coding region runs from base 168 to 1418 and encodes 416 amino acids. The record is from RefSeq and is a predicted model, not a curated record.
UCAUCGGCGGCGGCGCAUUUGACCGGCGUCCCACAUGUCUACGUAUAGGAUAUAUAUAUUAGUGAAUAUACAUGGUGCACGCUAUAACUCCUGGUGGGUGAUGAAAUUGAACGAAGAAAUAUUAUAUUCUGUAAGACGCAUUUAAUACCAUUUUAAAAUUUGUAAGCAUGUGUGAAAUGUAUGAUGAAAUUUUAACGGAGGGACUUAACGGGGUUAUUAUAAAUAAAACGGAAGAUGUAGAUAUAGUAAAUCCAUGGAAUGUAUCUUCAACACGUGCCACUGGUGUCGAUUACGAGAAGUUAACAAAAAAAUUUGGUUGCACUAAAAUUACAAGUGAACUUAUUAAAAAGGUUAAGUCUAUAAUCAAUAAAGACCCUCAUCAUUUAUUGACAAGAGGGAUAUUCUUUGCUCAUAGAGAUUUUGAUAUCAUAUUAGAUAUGUAUGUACAGAAAAAGCCAUUCUUUUUAUAUACUGGAAGAGGCCCAUCUUCAGAAGCAAUGCAUCUUGGACAUUUAAUUCCCUUUAUAUUUACCAAAUGGUUACAGGACAUAUUUGAUGUUCCCAUGGUAAUUCAAAUGACAGAUGACGAAAAAUUUUUUUGGAAAGAUUUAACCUUGGAGCAAACUCACACAUUAGCCAUAGAAAACGCUAAAGAUAUAAUUGCUUGUGGGUUCGAGCUCGAUAAAACUUUCAUUUUUAGUGAUCUUGAUUAUAUUAGCCAAAGCCGGGCCUUCUAUUCCCAUAUAUUGCGUAUCCAAAAACUUGUUAAUUUUAAUCAAAUCAAAUCGAUCUUCGGGCUAGGUGAAUCGGAUUCCAUAGGUAAAAUUCAGUUCCCGGCUGUCGAGGCGGCACCAUGCUUCACCGGUUCAUUCCCUCAUAUAUUCGGUGUUGAAAAUGCAAAAACUAAGGAAAUGAGGUGUCUCAUACCAUGCGCCAUUGAUCAGGACCCCUACUUCCGUAUGACCCGUGACGUAGCUCCGAAAUUAGGUUACGCCAAGCCCGCUAUGAUAUACUCGUCCUUUAUACCUUCCCUCCAAGGGGCUCAGACGAAAAUGAGUGCUAGUGAGGAAAUGACCUCUAUAUAUUUAACAGAUACUCCUAACCAAAUCAAGAACAAAAUCAAUAAAUUCGCCUUUUCUGGUGGCAAGGACACGAUCGAAGAACACCGAGAAAAGGGUGGAGACUGUUCAAUUGAUAUUCCUUAUCAAUAUCUCAAGUUUUUCAUGGAAGAUGACAAGAAGUUGGAGCAGAUUUAUCAAGAUUAUACAAUAGGUAAAAUGUUAUCCGGUGAAAUAAAGAAACAAUUAAUUCAAAUCAUUCAAGAUAUUGUUAAAGAUCAUCAAGAAAAAAGGAGCAAAAUAACAGAUGAAAUGGUUAAAGCUUAUAUGACCCCUCGGAAGCUUAAAUUUUCUUAUUAGUUUAUACAUUUCCAUCCUUUUUUUAUAAUUUAUUUCCUUUUUGUUCAAGCUAUGUAUAAUAAUUUGAAUUGUUAUUUAAAUUUUAUCAUGCCUGGGUAUAUGCAAGAAUUAGCUAAAUUUAUAAAUAUAGUCAUUAUUUAUAAUCCCAAUAAAAAAUGAUUAUUGUAUUUAAUGUCAUAAAUGGAAUCUAUAAGGAUUUGGAAUCAUUCAAUUUUAAAGAAAACGAUUUUUAAAUUUAAAAAAAUCUGAUUGGCCCAUCAUUUAUAUACUUGAGAAAUCCAGAAUCCGCGCGGAUUCCAUUCAUUACAACUUAUUAGAGUGGAAUAAUAUAUUUUUUUUAGCUUUUUAUACAAUUAAUAUUGAGCUCUAUAAAUAAUAUUAUAAUCUUUUUUACGCAUAAAGAGAGCAUUAACUUUCUAUUUUUUCUAAACUUAAUAAAAAGA